Messenger RNA from Lobosporangium transversale, 1710 nucleotides. Its product is annotated as putative glutamyl-tRNA synthetase. Bases 29 to 1687 code for a protein of 552 amino acids. The transcript is spliced from 8 exons. Gene Ontology annotation, biological process: glutamyl-tRNA aminoacylation. Lineage: Eukaryota; Fungi; Mortierellomycota; Mortierellomycetes; Mortierellales; Mortierellaceae. The record is from RefSeq and is a predicted model, not a curated record. Gene Ontology annotation, molecular function: zinc ion binding; glutamate-tRNA ligase activity; tRNA binding.
AAUCAGUAAACUCUCCGAACUACUCCGGAUGAACAUGCAUUGGCGUCAGACAUUCAUUCGAUCAAGUUUCGCAUGUCGCUUUCAAACACAAAACAUCCAUAAGGAUGCGCCUUGGACUUUGUAUACUCGACUUCACGCAAUUACGAGUUGCCAAAAAAGAGCGUAUACCUCUUCAGAAACAUUAGUAUCAGAUAUAGGAAAGGUUACUCCUAAAAGUACUCGUGUACGGUUCGCUCCUUCACCAACAGGAUAUCUUCAUCUGGGUGGGCUCCGUACAGCACUUUACAAUUAUCUCUUCGCUCGGCAGAACGGUGGCAAAUGUAUACUAAGGAUUGAAGACACUGAUCAGAAUCGAUAUGUUUCUGGAGCAACAGAGAGUCUGAUCAGGGCAAUGGAAUGGGCUGGCAUCAAGUUCGAUGAGGGGCCAGGUAUUGGAGGACCUCAUGAACCAUAUUACCAAUCUCAGAGAUCGGAAAUCUACAAAAAACAUGCAGAAGAUCUUAUUGAGAAAGGACAUGCAUAUCGAUGUUUCUGUUCCUCAGAGCGCCUUUCGCUUGUUCGGCUUGAGGCGCAAAAAUUAGGCAAGACAGUAUCUUAUGACCGGAAGUGUGUUCACCUUAGUAAGGAAGAAUCACAAGAACGUGCUGGCAAUGGCGAGAUGUUCGUGGUGCGGAUGAAGGUUCCUGAAGGGAAGACCAUAGUCCAGGACGAGGUACAUGGCAGAGUUGAAUUUUCGAACAAGGAGGUGGAUGAUUCGGUCCUACUGAAAAGUGAUGGCUUUCCAACGUAUCAUCUUGCUAAUGUAGUCGACGACUAUAUCAUGGGCAUCACACAUGUCAUUCGUGGACAAGAGUGGCUGCCUUCAGCACCCAAACAUGUCAUGCUUUACAGAAUGUUUGGUUGGGGUGUUCCAAAGUUCGCACAUGUCCCGUUAUUGUUAAAUCAAGACAAGUCCAAGCUCUCGAAGCGCUCCGGUGAUGUCAAUGUCGAGGAUUAUAAGGAUAAAGGUUAUUUCCCAGAAGCGGUGGCCAAUUUUGUUGCUUUAUUAGGAUGGCAUCCAGGCUCAACAGAUGAAAUCUUUGACAUGGACGGGCUAGUAGCAGCUUUCUCAUUGAAAAAUAUUCAACAGUCAAAUGCUGUUGUGCUACGGGAGAAGUUGGAUUGGAUCAACAAGAUGCAUCUUCUUCGCAGAGCAGAGACUUCAAGUGGGUUGCAAGAGAUGGCUGCUAUUCUUCGCCCUAAACUUGAGGCUGAUUUAGGCCCUCUCUCCGAGCAAUACUCUGAUGAUUACAUUGCACAGGUCAUCGGCACAUUGAAGGAAAGGAUUAAAAACCUCUAUGAUAUACCUACAUUGUGCAGUUAUUAUUUUCAAACGCCCAUUUAUACAACGGAAGAAUCGGCAGCCUAUCGAAAUAAAGUCGGAGACGACACACUUCGCACGAUACUUCCUAUGGCGCUUGAGCGGUUUAGAAAUCUAGAGAAAAGAUAUGACAAAGAGGAUGUUAAGGAAAUCCUGAAGUACAUUGCCGAUAGCCAUAAAAUGAAGCUCUCUACUGUUAUGAAUGCACUUCGCUAUACGGUUUCUGGAGUCAAGAUCGGCGCUGGUGUGCCUGAGACAAUCGUAACGCUUGGUCGUCCAUGUAUAGUAGAUCGCAUUGAACGUGUUUUAACUACUGUUUCUAGUUGAAUAAAUCACUAAAGUGUUAAGCG